CCCGCCAUGCUGCUGGGCCCCUGGCUGGUGGCGGCGGCGGCGGCGGCGGUAGCGGCGGGCGCCGGGGCGGGCUGCCCGGUGCUGUGCACCUGCCGCGGGCAGGCGGUGGACUGCAGCGGGCAGCGGCUCUUCUCGGUGCCCCCCGAGCUGCCGCUGGACACCGGCAACCUCAGCCUGGCCCACAACCGCAUCGCCAGCAUCCCGCCGGGCUACCUGGCCUGCUACGGCCAGCUGCGGGCCCUCGACCUGCGCAACAACUCGCUGGCGGCUCUGCCGGCCGGGCUCUUCCUGGGGGCUCGCCGCCUGGCCCACCUCGACCUCAGCUACAACAACUUCAGCCUGGUGCCGGCCGACAUGUUCCUGGAGGCCAGCGGGCUGCUGCGCCUCGACCUCAGCCACAACCCCGGCCUGCGGCGGGUGCACCCCCAAGCCUUCCGGGGCCUGGCCCAGCUGCGGGAGCUGGACCUCAGCUACGGGGGGCUGUCGGCCAUCAGCCUCGACGCCCUGGAGGGGCUGCCGGGGCUGGUGGGCCUCCGCCUGGGGGGCAACCCCUGGGUGUGCGGCUGCGCCAUGGAGCCCUUCCUCAAGUGGCUGCGGGGACGCAUCCAGCGCUGCGCGUCGGAUUCGCAGCUGGCCGAGUGCCGGGCCCCCCCUGAGGUGGCGGGAGCGCCCCUGCUCUCCCUGACGGAGGAGAGCUUCCAGGCCUGCCACCUCACCCUGACGCUGGACGACUAUCUCUUCAUCGCCUUCGUCGGCUUCGUCGUCUCCAUCGCCUCGGUGGCCACCAACUUCCUGCUGGGCAUCACCGCCAACUGCUGCCACCGCUGGAGCAAGGCCAGCGAGGACGAGGACGUUUAG
This is a messenger RNA of Gavia stellata (red-throated loon), 858 nucleotides long. RefSeq names its product leucine rich repeat containing 55 (gene LRRC55). Gene Ontology annotation, molecular function: transmembrane transporter binding; potassium channel activator activity; voltage-gated potassium channel activity. The record is from RefSeq and is a predicted model, not a curated record. Lineage: Eukaryota; Metazoa; Chordata; Aves; Gaviiformes; Gaviidae. Bases 7 to 858 code for a protein of 283 amino acids. The transcript is spliced from 2 exons. Gene Ontology annotation, cellular component: voltage-gated potassium channel complex.